Molecule: messenger RNA, 1932 nt
Organism: Huiozyma naganishii CBS 8797
Lineage: Eukaryota; Fungi; Ascomycota; Saccharomycetes; Saccharomycetales; Saccharomycetaceae
Gene: AVT3
Product: Avt3p
Exons: 1
Coding region: 1-1932 (643 amino acids)
Biological process (GO): amino acid transmembrane transport
Molecular function (GO): amino acid transmembrane transporter activity
Source: RefSeq, a predicted model, not a curated record
AUGCCUUCCCUAACUGUAGACGAUGCUACAAAGGGUAAGUCCCCCAUGGGGUCUAUUGAAGAUUUGGUCCCUGGAGCUACCCCAGGGGCUUCAAUAUUGGGUCCCGGGCAGACAAAGUCAAGGGCAGGCAGUAACACUGUUGAUUUGGCAAAUCCGGACCCUUCAGCAGUCGAUGUUGUUGCUAGACACCUGGGAGACAGCUCAAAGAGUCUACAAAUGCCUGGCGGAGACAUCACUCGCGACUUGUACAAGUGGACAAACGACAAUGCAUUACCCGCGAUGACCACCGGUGAUUCCGCGGGACACUCUCCACAAAAUAUAAUGAGAGACGCUAGGAGGAAACGGUCCAUGAGCUUUUCAGCACUGUCUACGAAUUCUGGGGCGCUUAAUAGCAUGGUCACUCCUUCAAAUUCGAGAAAACCAUCUAUAGAUGUUCAGCAGGGACAAAUCCCGUCCGUCCUGAUGACACCGCAAGAGAUUAGAGCUCCCGGUGGGUUUAGAAGAGCGUAUUUGGUACGAAAAAGAAAGAAGGAUAAUGUCGAAGAGUCACCGCCAAGUUUCAUAACGAGGAACUUUUACGAGUUCCUUGUACUUUACGGCCACUUCGCAGGUGAAGAUCUCUCGGAAAGCGAGUCGGAGGAAGAGGGGGAAGAACGAAUCGAUGAGGAGGUGAUAGAAUCAGAAAAUGAAGGGACUCCGUUAGUAGCAACAAGAUCUACAAGCGAGAGACACAAAACUACAACCGUGAAGGCCGUUUUACUGUUGCUGAAAUCGUUUGUUGGUACUGGUGUAUUGUUUCUGCCGAAGGCAUUUAGUAACGGUGGCUGGGGGUUCAGCUCACUGUGUCUCCUCUUUUGCGCCAUCCUCUCAUAUUACUGCUUCGUUUUGCUGAUUAUUACCAAGGAUAAAGUGGGCGUAAAAGGUUAUGGUGAGAUCGGGAUGAAACUGUACGGUGGUAAAAUGAAACUGGCGAUUUUGCUCUCAGUGGCAUUAUCGCAAAUUGGGUUUGCUGCAGCGUACACUGUAUUCACAGCAACGAAUUUGAAGCUCUUUAUGGAUAACGUUUUCAACUUAUCAGAGGAUGUCCUAGGGCUGGGCUGGUUCAUUUGGUUGCAAGCUGCAAUUUUCAUCCCGCUGUCAUUAACAAGAAACAUUGCCAAACUGAGCGGGACUGCGCUAGUUGCAGAUCUGUUUAUUCUGUUGGGGCUCAUAUACGUCUACUACUAUGCGACAUACUACGUCAUCUCCAAUGGAGUUGCCACGAGUACGAUGGUUUGGUUUAACAAGUCCGAUUGGACGCUGUUCAUCGGCACGGCCAUCUUUACAUUCGAAGGGAUAGGUCUGUUGAUUCCAAUCCAGGAGUCUAUGAAACAUCCAGAAGUUUUCAGGAAAUCAUUGUCGGGAGUCAUGGUGAUAGUAACGGUUAUAUUUAUAUCCUGUGGGUUGCUAUGUUACUCGGCGUUCGGGUCUCACGUGGAUACUGUUGUUCUCGUAAAUUUCCCACAGGACAGUUACACGACCGCCAUAGUGCAGCUAUUGUAUGCUUUGGCGAUUCUACUAUCGACUCCGUUGCAGCUGUUCCCAGCAAUAAGGAUUCUGGAGCAAUGGACAUUCAACUCGAAUGCCUCUGGUAAACAUAAUCCGAGAGUCAAAUGGUUGAAAAACUACUUCAGGUGUGGUGUCGUUAUAUUCACUACAGUGCUCGCGUGGGUCGGUGCUAGCGAUCUUGACAAGUUCGUUUCACUAGUGGGAUCGCUGGCAUGUAUUCCACUGAUUUAUAUCCACCCGCCGCUACUGCAUCACAGGGCAUCCCGAUCGGAUGGUACGAGUUCGCGCGGAAUCCUGAUUUUAGACCUGCUGAUCUGCAUUUUCGGGUUCUCCGUAAUGGUAUACACUUCGUGGCAGGCAAUCACUCUAUGGAUUUUUGGCUAA